AUGGAUGAGCUGAUGAAGCAACUUCACAAAGCAGUUUCCACUGAUAACGUCGACCGUAAUACGAUCGCAAAAGGCGUGGAAAUGAAUCCGUACCGACGAACGCUUCACGAAGUAUUACUCGAGAGGAAGGAUCUUCUACUUGUAGGCUCCAGAAUGAACAUGGUGGUUAUGUUCGAUACAGAGGAACCGUCGACGGAGAUUGAGGAAAUCCUAGCUCAAUUUCAAAAUCCGACGUUCCCGAUCGAAGAAGUGAAUACAGAAAAAGAUGAAGAGUGGCAACCAUUGGAGAAAAAAUAUUUGGAUGGUGUAAAUCAAAUCAAGGAGGAUAUGCUUUUAAAACAAGGACAAUUGGAAAAGGACAUGGAGCAAUCGUUGACCCACGGAGAGAAGGUGCUCAGAAGUCACCGCGAUUUUCGGCCAGUUGAUGAAAGAGACUACUGUAACAUCAGGCAAAGCAUCAGUCGACAUUUCGAUCAGGCCAAAGUCAGUCUUCGUGGAGAAGCAGCGACAAAGAUUCUGGUCCUCCGCAGGGAUAUCGAGCAACAAGGCCGGAAGAGACGCAAUUUCGACAAGAACACAACGGAUACUCUGCAGAACUGGUUCCACGAGCAUCGCCAAAACCCGUAUCCCACCGACCAGGAAAAAGCCGAAUUAGCAAAACAAUGUAAUAUCAAAAUUUCGCAGGUGAACAAUUGGUUUGGGAAUCAACGGAUCCGUUCGAAACAACAAGCUCUGAGAUGUGAGGAAGAAGAGAAGAAGCGACUCGCUGCGGUUGCUGCUGAGGAGGCAAGACAAAAAGAACUGGAAGAACAGAAUGCUGCUACAGAAGCAGCAAUUGCUGCAUCUACCAAUUUAGUGAAUCCGGGAAUUCUGAAUUUGCCAUUGGUGAAUCCUGCAAUGCAAGCAAUGAUGAUUCCUAGCGUUCAACCUACCGUAAUCAAUAAUUCGAGUGGUGAGCUAUUACUAACAGGGUUUCUUCAACAGCCAAACUAUUUCACAGUCGGAGAGCAAAUGCCAAUUACUGAUAAUGCAAAUGGACAGCAGUUCUACCCGACCGGAUUCGAGACCUUUGGACUUGUUCAGCAAACUGUCGAGCAGCAAGCGCUUCUUCAGCCGCCGGUAUCACAACCAACAUUUCCAGCGAUGAAUUAUUUGGGUUGA
This is a messenger RNA of Caenorhabditis briggsae, 1161 nucleotides long. RefSeq names its product Protein CBR-CEH-60 (gene Cbr-ceh-60). The coding region runs from base 1 to 1161 and encodes 386 amino acids. Lineage: Eukaryota; Metazoa; Nematoda; Chromadorea; Rhabditida; Rhabditidae. The record is from RefSeq and is a predicted model, not a curated record. Gene Ontology annotation, molecular function: DNA-binding transcription factor activity, RNA polymerase II-specific; RNA polymerase II cis-regulatory region sequence-specific DNA binding. Gene Ontology annotation, cellular component: nucleus. Gene Ontology annotation, biological process: neuron development; embryonic organ development; regulation of transcription by RNA polymerase II. The transcript has 10 exons.